AUGAAUAAAAAGAAGAAGAAAAAGAUACAGGGGGGAAGCGAUGAACGUAUUCUUAUUAAUAGUAAGACGACAACGACUACUACCUCUACAACUACUACUACUACAACAAUCACAAAAACAACCAUCUUGAAUGGUGACCAACAUAAAGAAAUCCUCAAACAAGACAACUAA
Cavenderia fasciculata is the source of this 171-nucleotide messenger RNA. RefSeq lists its product as uncharacterized. The record is from RefSeq and is a predicted model, not a curated record. The transcript has a single exon. Lineage: Eukaryota; Evosea; Eumycetozoa; Acytosteliales; Cavenderiaceae. The coding region runs from base 1 to 171 and encodes 56 amino acids.